CCCCGUCCCCCUCGGUUUAGGAAUUUGGCCGCUAGGGUUUCGACAAUGUCGGCGGCGGAGAGUCACGAGCGCACGGCGGCGGCGGCGGCGGAGGUGGCGGAGGUCGCGCCGGGCACCGCCGCCGCGUAUCUCGAUCCUCGCUACUGGGACGAGCGAUUCUCGUCGGAGGAGCACUACGAGUGGUGCAAGGACUACUCCCACUUCCGCCACCUCCUCCGCCCCCUCCUCUCCCCCUCCCUCUCCGUAUUGGAGCUCGGGAGCGGGAACUCGCGGCUGUGCGAGGAGCUCCGCCGCGAAGGCGUCGUCGACAUCACCUGCGUCGACCUCUCCCCCGUCGCCGUCCAGAGGAUGCGGAAGCGCUUGGCGGAUCGGGGCCUCGGCGGAAUCAAAGUUGUUGUCGCCGACAUGCUAGACCUGCCUUUUGACUCCGAAUCCUUUGAUAUAGUGAUUGAGAAAGGAACAAUGGAGGUAUUGUUCGUGGACAGCGGCGAUCCGUGGAAUCCCCAUCCUGAAAUAGUAAAUAAGGUGACGAAAAUGCUCGAAGGAGUUCACAAGGUCUUGAAACCGGAAGGCACUUUCAUUUCCAUUACCUUUGGACAGCCGCACUUGCGCCGGCCAUUCUUAGAAGCCCCAGGAUUAACGUGGUCUGUUGAAUGGGACACAUUCGGGGAAGCGUUCCACUAUUUCUUCUAUACCCUUAGGAAGGGGAAGAGAAUAUCGAAUAGCAGCGAGCGGAUCCAAAGCAAGAGGUUUGUCGACACUCCAACCGUCAGUUUGUUGCAUGAGGAGAUGGAGAGUGAGGAUUACAUUUUCCGCAUCACUGUCGACGUUGACGAGGUAAGUAAGAGGAAGGUGGAGAAGGGGAAGAGCUGAAGAGCCGGAGAUGGCCUAGUUUCGCAGAGACCGACACGUAUAUCAGUUUUGAUGCGCGCACGAACCUCCGACAAAUUUUAUUGUUGGUGUAAGAACAAUCAGUUAGUUUUGAUCGGUUGGCCCCGUUAACGUGGGUGAUUUUCAAAAUGACGAGUGUAAGAAAGUCGAUUAGCCUUUCAUUGAGCUUUGGUUUGAUCCAGUGACCGGAGAUAAUUGAGGAUAUGCCGCUUUUGUAAAAGUAAAGGAGGCAUAUAAAUUGUAAUUUUGGGAUGCUAUAUAUAUGUCAGAUGUUGUCAUGUUUCAUUCGAAAAGUUUGCCUAAGAAAUUA
Ananas comosus (pineapple) is the source of this 1201-nucleotide messenger RNA. Its product is annotated as endothelin-converting enzyme 2. The record is from RefSeq and is a predicted model, not a curated record. The coding region runs from base 46 to 873 and encodes 275 amino acids. The transcript is spliced from 6 exons. Lineage: Eukaryota; Viridiplantae; Streptophyta; Magnoliopsida; Poales; Bromeliaceae.